UCCUCAGAUAACAGCUGGCAAUAAAUCCAUCAGCACAUCCACGUUCAGAGAACAGUCCCUGCUGAACUGCUAACAGCUGCCAAUAUCUCGUUGAGUACCUCACACAAGAUGGGCUCUAUGUGAGUAUCACUGGUCUGGGCAGACUUCCCCCUCUACUGUAAAGGCUGCUGAAGACCUGCAGGUGUAACAGGACCUUCCCUAAGAACCUGGAGGAGAAGACCCUCAGCCCAGUCCUCGCCAUGCUCAGGGCUGUCUGGGAUGCCCCUCAGCAUUGGCUGCAGGAGGGGAGAGAGUCCCGGAAGCUGGUGCUGGUGGUUGUGUUUGUGGCUCUGCUCCUGGACAACACGCUGCUCACUGUGGUUGUGCCCAUCGUGCCCACCUUCCUCUAUGCCACAGAAUUCAAAGAAGUCAACACUUCUCUGCACCUCGGCACGGCCACAACUUCCCGGCACGCCCUCACUUCUCCUGCCUUUUCCACUAUCUUCUCCUUCUUUGAUAACAACACCUUGGCUGUUGAAGAAAGUGCGCCCAGUGCCACAGCAUGGACAAAUGCCACUUCUGGCACCGUCGCCCCUCCAGUCACAGAGGCCAUCUCAUCCCAGAAAAACAACUGCCUGCAGCACUCGGAGUUCUUGGAGGAAGAGAACAUCCGAGUCGGGCUUCUGUUUGCUUCAAAGGCUGUGAUGCAACUUCUGGUCAACCCAUUCGUGGGCCCUCUCACCAACAGGAUUGGAUAUCACAUUCCCAUGUUUGCUGGCUUUGUUAUCAUGUUUCUCUCCACAGUUAUGUUUGCUUUUGCUGGUACCUAUACCCUGCUCUUUGUGGCUCGAACCCUUCAAGGCAUUGGAUCUUCAUUUUCAUCUGUUGCAGGUCUUGGGAUGCUGGCAAGUGUCUACACUGAUGACUAUGAGAGAGGCCGUGCCAUGGGAAUCGCCUUGGGGGGCCUGGCUUUGGGGGUGCUGGUGGGAGCUCCCUUCGGAAGUGUGAUGUAUGAGUUUGUUGGGAAGUCUGCACCCUUCCUCAUCCUGGCCUUCCUGGCACUGCUGGAUGGAGCACUCCAGUUUUGUAUUUUACAGCCUUCCAAACUCUCUCCUGAGAGUGCCAAGGGGACUCCGCUCCUUACACUUCUCAAAGACCCUUAUAUCCUGGUGGCUUCGGGCUCCCUCUGCUUUGCCAACAUGGGAGUGGCCAUGCUGGAGCCCACACUGCCCAUCUGGAUGAUGCAGACCAUGUGUUCCCCUGAGUGGCAGCUGGGUCUAGCUUUCCUGCCUGCCAGCGUCUCCUACCUCAUUGGCACCAACCUCUUUGGUGUGUUGGCCAACAAGAUGGGUCGAUGGCUUUGCUCCCUGAUUGGCAUGGUGGUAGUAGGUACCAGCUUGCUUUGUGUUCCUCUGGCUCGUAAUAUUUUUGGCCUCAUUGGUCCCAAUGCAGGGCUUGGCUUUGCCAUAGGCAUGGUGGACUCCUCUAUGAUGCCCAUCAUGGGACACCUGGUGGACCUGCGCCACACCUCUGUGUAUGGGAGUGUCUAUGCCAUCGCUGAUGUGGCCUUUUGCAUGGGCUUUGCUAUAGGCCCAUCCACUGGGGGUGCCAUUGUGCGUGCUAUCGGUUUCCCCUGGCUCAUGGUCAUCAUCGGAGUCGUCAACAUCAUCUAUGCUCCUCUCUGCUGCUACCUGAGGAGGCCCCCAGCCAGAGAGGAGAAGCUUGCAAUUCUGAGCCAGGAAUGCCCAAUGGAGACCCGGAUGCAUGCAGUCCAGACGUCCGUGAGGGCAUUUCCCCUGGGGGAGGACAGCGAUGAGGAGCCUGGCAGUGAGGAGCAGCAGCAGAAGGUGGUCCCUGAGCCUGUCACAUGUGGUUCUAUGAGGCUCAGACCUCAAUGA
This is a messenger RNA of Myotis lucifugus (little brown bat), 1877 nucleotides long. RefSeq names its product solute carrier family 18 member A1 (gene SLC18A1). Gene Ontology annotation, cellular component: terminal bouton; synaptic vesicle membrane. Gene Ontology annotation, molecular function: xenobiotic transmembrane transporter activity; serotonin:sodium:chloride symporter activity. The transcript is spliced from 16 exons. Lineage: Eukaryota; Metazoa; Chordata; Mammalia; Chiroptera; Vespertilionidae. The coding region runs from base 240 to 1877 and encodes 545 amino acids. The record is from RefSeq and is a predicted model, not a curated record. Gene Ontology annotation, biological process: transmembrane transport; aminergic neurotransmitter loading into synaptic vesicle; xenobiotic transport.